AUGGAUCAACACAACGCACUACCUGAAAGAAGAAUUAAUUUCACACUUCAUAGCGAGCAAGGAAUGCAAGCUGCAAUUACUGAAGGGAUGAAAGAAACUUCUCUCUAUAUCUUCAACGGGAUCAUUUUGUCCCUUGUCCUCCUUCUUUGUGUUUUGAUUUCAUUUGCUGUAAUGUUCGAUCGAUUCACAUGUUCAAGAAUUACAUUUUUAUGGUUUGUUGCUCUUCUCGUACCAGUUUCAAGCUUUUUAACUUCUUUUGCAAUUUAUAACUCGCUGGGUUAUUCUGUGAACGCAAUUACUCUACUUAUUCCAUUUUUGGCAUUGGCUUAUGCUUAUGACACUAUAAUUGUUCUUACGCACACUUGGCUAAGUGAUGCUGAUUUAAGAAGAGAUUCGUCAAGUGAACAUUUGCUUGAAGUUUUUGCUACUUGUAUGCCAUCAAUCGUAAUCACUGCAACGACUUCAAUUGGAUUCUUCAUGGCGGCUACAUUUAAAAUUCCUAAUUAUGCUGUUAUGUCAGUUUUCAUUGGAUUUAUUCUGAUCACAACUGUGUUCUUCACGAUGUUCUUAUAUGCUCCGUGUUUGAUGUUGCUCACCCCCGCCCCCACAUUCACUUCAAUUCCAGAUACAGCUCCAGGAUUAAUUCGCGAAAAGUCUUGCAAUCUUUCACGCACAAAGAGGGUUUACGCGUAUGAGAUUUCAUCAUCCCGAUUAUUGAAAUUGUUUGGAAUUCUUGUCUUAAUAUUGGGUUUUAUUGCGCCCACAUAUUACGGAUUAAACCGAGUGAACUACAAUCUGGAUUACCGCCAGCUUCUUCCAUCUUCGUCUCCAAGAAACAUCGGAGUUCACUAUAUGAGUGACCUUGCUUGGCCGCAAUAUUUCACAAUUUUGUUUUUUAUUGAGUCUCCACCAGAUUUCAGCGAUCCUACACAAUAUUUAGAAUAUAAAAAAAUGAUCGCGGAUAUUGAAAAAAUGGAACAUAAAUUACCGAAUACUACAGAUAUGACUUGGAUCAACGAUUUUUGCCAGUUUACCGGGACGAGUCCACAUGAUUCCGCUUUGAACAUGACUUUGUUUAAAAAAUUCAUUAAUGACGAUAUUUAUAAGGCAUGGCGCGACGGAAUCAAAUUUUCAUUUAACGAAUCUGGUCAUGCAACAAUUCACACAAUGCUCCAUAUGGUUUCAUUCAAAGAUACCAAAUCUCUUGGCGAUAAAGCAAAGCUCUUUUCGAAUGCUCGAAAAGUUGUAAGCAAAUAUCCACAAUUCAAUGUUCACCCAUUCGAUACUGAUGUUGGAAUUGCUGAUGUCAUUACUCAAGUCAGCGGGGCUUUAUCCUGGAUUUCAAUGGUUUCAUUGAUUGCAAUGUUCUUAGUUAGCAUUCUGAUCUUUGGAAAUUUGACGGUUGCCGUUGUUAAUUCAAUUAUGUCUGUUUUAGUUUUUUUGGCAACUAUUGCAUUCAUUUCUAUUCUUGGACUCAAUCUCAACCCGUUCUACGGUACUUACCUCCUUUUUGUAGCAGCGUUAGCUCCAAAGUAUUCCACUCAUUUCUGUUAUUUCUAUCAACAAAUGAAACGCAUCAACACCAAAGCUCUUCGCAAGGAUCGCCUUCACGAGACUCUGCGCAAAUCAUUUAUGCCUGUAUUUUCCAGUCUCCUAUGCGCUGCUGUGAUUUUCAUUCCUGUCGCUUUCUGCCCUGUCGCAAUCUUCCGCGAAAUUGCCUAUAUCCAUAUGAUAAUGACCGCUAUAGGAUUUGUUGUGUCUUCUUUCCUUUUGCAAGUUUUUUUAGUUCUCCUUCCCGAAGCUUUUACUGGUACACACUUUCUCUAUUCCCCAAUCCACUAA
This is a messenger RNA of Caenorhabditis bovis, 1842 nucleotides long. Lineage: Eukaryota; Metazoa; Nematoda; Chromadorea; Rhabditida; Rhabditidae. The record is from the annotation of a GenBank genome assembly.